This is a messenger RNA of Trichoplusia ni (cabbage looper), 2404 nucleotides long. RefSeq names its product acid sphingomyelinase-like phosphodiesterase 3a. The transcript is spliced from 10 exons. NCBI's taxonomy places the organism in Eukaryota, Metazoa, Arthropoda, Insecta, Lepidoptera, Noctuidae. Bases 569 to 1918 code for a protein of 449 amino acids. The record is from RefSeq and is a predicted model, not a curated record.
UGUGAUCAGUUAUAACAAUGUUCCCUGAAAUUGGAUUUGUGUUAGAUUUAAGCUCCUUGAUAUUUUAUAGAACGGUAAAAUCUUAAAUGUAGCGACAAAUUUCUUAAAAAAAACUGAUGAAGUUGGAAUCAAAGAGAUAUCCGAGUAUCUAUUUACCUUAUUCUUUAAUAUAAUGAGCUAACGAUACAAUACGACAUAAUGAAUGAAUAACUAUACAAAUUAUUAAACUACGUUCAUGUUUUUUCAACGCCCAUGAUCUCAAGAUCGUGGUUUAGUGGCAGCCCUAGAUGUGGCGCGCUUCGCACCUGCAGGACGCAGUCACUCGUCGUCCGCCCGUCGUACGAUACGGACGUCGUUCCCGACCGACGCGAUACCCCGCGAGUGCGUGAUUCUACAUCGAACUGUGUUUAAGUUCCUAUUGCGUGAUUUGUGACUUUUAUUUUUUAUUAUCCUGGAAUUCCGCUCAUGGACAUACCGCUGAUGGAAAUUGCAUAUCGCAAUGUGCUAGGCGGCGCUCAACGUAAGGAAGACAUAGUUGGGCGGCGUUAUGUAACUCAAUAAUAGUAAUAUGAAGCUGAGUAACUUCGUUGUUUACAUCACGAGCCUGCUAUGGCUUAACCUCACAGAUGCUAAAAUAGGGUACUUUUGGCACGUCACAGAUCUUCAUUAUGACCCGUUUCAUAACUCCCCAGAGCUGCAUAGAGGCUGCAGACACAAUCGUGGCAAUAAUGAGCACAUUCACCGCAACGGUCGCCACAGAGACCACACGUGCGACAGCUCCUGGCCGCUCAUACAAAGCGCCGCGGCACUCAUGGCUGCACGACAUCCCGACACAUUGGAAUUCGUGCUCUGGACUGGAGACAUCCUGUCCUCAUCAAUGGAACACCUCAGCGAGGAAAUAAAAUUGGAAGCUGUGAGGAAUGUGACGGAUAUACUUAGCAGGACAUUCAGCAGCCAGUUUGUGUUCCCUGCACUAGGACACAAUGACCCUCCACCUUCCAAGAGACUGAUUGAUAUGUGGAUGCAGUGGCUACCCACGGAAGCGUUAAAUACAUUUGAAACUGGUGGAUACUACACUAUAGAACAAUCACACAGCAGACUAAGGAUUGUUGUGCUAAACAGCGUGCUAUGGGCCGGCGGAGCCGCCAGGACCGACGGUCCUCAUAGAGGACGAGCGCAAUGGGAGUGGCUCGAGCAAGUCCUUAGCAAAGCUAGGAGAAGAAACGAAAUGGUGUAUUUAGUGGCUCAUGCAGGACCCGGAGUAGAAGAACGGCAUAAUGCUGGCAGCUCAUCAGCGGCUGGUGGAGGCGAACUGUCUCCUACAGCGAACGCAAGAUUGGUGCACGUGAUCCGAGCAUUCAGCGAUGUGAUCGCUGGACAGUUCUACGGUCAUCGACAUGCUGAUACAUUUAGACUUAUUUAUAGUGAAGGUCGGCCGGUGUCUUGGGCUCUAUUGGCACCUUCAGUUACGCCAAGGGGAGCUGGCAGUAUCUCAAAUCCAGGAUUAAGACUUUAUAAGUUCGACUCUAAUACUGGAAAGGUUUUGGAUUAUACGCAGUAUUACUUAGAUGUAACUAGAGGAGAGGCCCACUGGGCUAUAGAGUACAACCUAACUCAAUACUACGGCUUGAGGGAGGUGAAUGCAGUCUCACUCGACGCCUUGGCUGAAAGAAUACGAAACCAACACGACCGCGGCGUUUUUACUAAGUAUUUAACAGCACUGCGCGUUCGUCACGCAACGGACGUAGCCGACUGCGACACAGCCUGUGUGCACGUCCACUACUGUGCAAUAACACGCGCAGACUACCACGAGUUUCGCGCGUGCGUCCGCAACCCUGCGUCGGCGCUAGCGUCGCGUGCGGCACACAACUCCGCAGCCAUCUUACUUUAUGCCAUAUUAAUUUUAUUAAGGUCGUAAUAUUUUCGAAUUGUUUUGUAAGCUUCUGUGUUUUGAUGGCAUUCUGUCAGAAGUAAAAUAUGUUUUAAUUUGAACGUUUCAGCUUUUGAGAUGUUAAAUACCUGGUUUAAAUAUCAACAAAUAGAUUACUCUUUGGUCCCUUUGAAAUUGUUUAAGAAACAAAUAUUCGUUCCGUAUUAACAGUAUAAUCAUUACAGACUAAACAUAAUUUAUAACUGUAACAUUUUCCUAAUUUAUUUUACUUCAAAGAAACAAGAUUAAUUGGAAAACUUCAAAAGGCUAUCAUUUGUUUCGCGCGAGAGCAUUGUUUCUUUUAUGUCGUUAUUGUAAAAUAGAUUAUCAAACGCUUCAAUUUAUAUUGUAAUAGAAAAAAUGGAUUUUAAAUCAUAUUCAUCGUGUGUUAAUAGAACUUGGUUAAUGUGAUCAUCAUCGCAAAUUUGAUUGUGAUAAUUGUCAUUUUUGUAAAUAAAGAAUAAGUGAACUGAA